Molecule: messenger RNA, 135 nt
Organism: Spirodela intermedia
Lineage: Eukaryota; Viridiplantae; Streptophyta; Magnoliopsida; Alismatales; Araceae
Source: the annotation of a GenBank genome assembly
AUGCGACGACAAUCCAGGAAAAGAAAGAAGAGGAAUAACCUGAUGGGAAAUCUCUGGCUGAGAGGAGUAAUCGUUGACCUGUGUGGGGAGAGAAAAAAAAUCAUCAUCCGGCGGAAAAUACGCGGAAAAUCAUGA